Molecule: messenger RNA, 2894 nt
Organism: Gymnodraco acuticeps
Lineage: Eukaryota; Metazoa; Chordata; Actinopteri; Perciformes; Bathydraconidae
Product: E3 ubiquitin-protein ligase TRIM39-like
Exons: 2
Coding region: 246-1901 (551 amino acids)
Molecular function (GO): zinc ion binding; protein binding
Source: RefSeq, a predicted model, not a curated record
AUUUCUAAAUGUUAAACCUAUCUUGUGCCCAGAUGUCUGUAGCUUUAAUCCUGUCUAACCCUGAAGGAGAAACACAGAGCUGCUCUAAGAGGAGGAGCAACACUGGAGGGAGGAGAGCUGUAACGUCACUUUCCAUAAAUGAAACUUAUCGUUUGUCAGAGCUGCAGUGGAGACACGUCUCUGGAUUUUCUGUCUGAAGGAAGAUUAAACUGUUUGUCAGUUAUUUCUCAGCACUUUACUCAAAUAUGGACAUGUCUUCUGUCAGCUGCCUGCUAUCCGAAGAGAAGUUUCGGUGUGCCAUCUGUAGGGAUGUGUUCAGGGAUCCAGUCAGCACACCAUGUGGACACAACUUCUGCAAAACCUGCAUCACUGCAGCCUGGGAUAAUAAUAAUAACAGAUGUCCCCUGUGUAAUGAGGGUUUUAAAAAUAGACCUUUUCUGAGGGUCAACACUUUACUCUCUGAGAUGGUUGGUGAGUUCAGAAAGUCGGCUCAACAGAAAGCCAACCGCAAACGGUCACAGCAACAAUCGUUCACACCAGUAAAUGUUUCCUGUGACUUUUGCACUGGAACCAAACUGAAGGCCCUGAAGUCCUGCCUGAUGUGUCUGGCCUCCUACUGUGAGACUCACCUGGAGCCUCAUAUAAAUGUGUCAGGUCUGAAAAGACAUCAACUGAUCGACCCUGUGGAGAACCUGGAAGACAGGAUGUGUCCGAAGCACGAUAAACCUCUGGAGCUGUUCUGUAAGACCGACCAGACAUUUGUCUGUCUGCUCUGCUCUGCUUUAGACCACAAGAUGCAUGAGUUUGUUCCUCUGAAAGAUGAAUAUGAAGACAAGAAAGUUGAGCUGGUGAAGACAGAGGCUAAAAUUCAGGAGAUGAUCCAGAAGAGAGGAGUAAAGAUUGAGGCGAUCAAACACUCAGUAAAGCGAAGUACAGAAAAUGCGCACAUGGAGCUAUCAGAAGGUGUUCAGGUCUUCAAUUCUCUGAUCAAGUUUCUUGAGAGAGGCCUGAAUGAGCUCUACAAAACAAUAGGAGAGAAGGUGACAGCAACACAGAAACAGGCUAAAGGCCUCAUCAAAGAGCUGGAACAGGAAAUAUCCGAUCUGAAGAAGAGAAACACUGACGUGGGGCAAGUCACACGCUCAGAAGACCACCUCCAUGUUCUCCGAAGCUUCCCGUUACUGAAAGCUGUUCCACCCACAAAGGACUGGACAAAGAUCAACGUCCAUGUACCUUCAUAUGAGAAAACUGUGGAGGGGGCCUUGAUCCAGCUGGAGGAGACCCUUGAUAAAGAGAUGAAGAAGCUGCUCGGUGAGGCUGAGCUGAAGAGGGUCCAGAAGUACGCAGUGGAUGUGACUCUUGAUUCUGAUACAGCACACCCUGAACUCAUCCUGUCUCCUGAUAGGAAACAAGUGAGUCUUGGUGAUGUAAAGAAGAAUCUCCCAGACAAUCCAGAGAGAUUUUCUCAUUAUAAUUUUGUUUUGGGAGGGCAGAGUUUCUCUUCAGGCAGAUUUUACUCCGAGGUUCAUGUUCAAGGGAAGCCUAAAUGGAAUAUAGGAGUGGCCAGAGAGUCGAUCAACAGGAAGGGAGAGUUCAACAUGAGGCCUCAGGACGGUUACUGGACUAUAUAUUUGAGAAAUGGAAAUGAGUACAGAGCUCUUGAUUCUCCGUCAGUCAGUCUCUCUCUGAAGUCUCAGCCUCAGAAGGUGGGGGUAUUUGUGGAUUAUGAGGAGGGUCUGGUCUCCUUUUAUGACGUAGAUACUGCAGCUCUUAUCUACUCCUUUACUGGCUGCUGCUUCACUGAGAAACUCUACCUAAUAUUAAGUCCCUGUAGUAAUGAUGGAGGCAAUAAUGCUGCCCCUCUGAUCAUCGUCAGACGUAUUGUCGAUCAAACCGCCUGAUCUUUGAGAUCGGCAUGUUGAGCAAUGCAAAUAAAGCAUUGACAACAAUAUGAUAACAUACACUGUAUAUAUAUAUUUACACAUAAACAUGCCAAACAAAAUGCUCAUACUAAAAUAGGCAUCGCGGUCAAUACGGGUAUGCCAAUGUAUUAUAGAAAAAUAAAAAUAAAUUGCUUAUUCAUUCUUAAAUGACAAGAUUUAGAAGUCAUUCAUCGAAAUAAAAUUAAAUAUUCAGUUGAAAUGUUAUCUGAAUUUGAUUUAUCAUUUGUGUUCUAAACUUAAAUAUUUUUCCUUAAUAUUUGGGGGAAAAAAAAGAAGAAGUUAUUUAAAAAAAAGUUGCUUUUGUUUGACUUGUUAUCAUUUUAAGGCUUCUUGAAGAGCGUAUUUGAUUAGUGUUUUUUUAUUAUGCAGGACAAUGUAGUGAUAAUUAACAUCGAUGUAUUGCUGGACUAGGGAUGCAAUUGUUCUGCAUAUUUCAGUUUGCCUUUAAGAUCUUACUUAUUUGAGUUGUACAUUAUUUGAGUGUCAAUGCCAGUUAAUCUAUAUAGAUGUUGAUAUGGACAAAGUAUUUUUAUUUAAAAAUUUUUUAGAACUGUGAAGGGGCUGCAUUGGAUGUAUGACUGACCAUUAAAAUUAGUUUAUUUAACUAAGAACACCGACUAGAUGGUACCUGAGAAAUAAAAUGGGGGGGCAACAGUUUAUUUUCCAAUUCCUACCACAUCACUUCUGGUACAUUUGAUCUGGAACCCUUUUUUGAAAUAUACCUUCAUUUUGAUCUCAUCUACAAACAGAUACAUUUUCGUGAGUGCAUUUUUGCAUGGUUGUAUCAAAUCAAAUCAAGUUUUAUUUAUAUAGCACAUUUAUAAACGAUUUUUGGUCGAGCCAAAGUGCUGUAUAUAUAACAAAAAUAGCCUACAGUAGAGACACUUUACAGCUAAUACAAUAGCACAGAUUGUUCAGAAUAUCAGUAUGAGAAAAAACGACACCCUCUAU